Molecule: messenger RNA, 2699 nt
Organism: Pungitius pungitius (ninespine stickleback)
Lineage: Eukaryota; Metazoa; Chordata; Actinopteri; Perciformes; Gasterosteidae
Gene: rasd2b
Product: RASD family member 2b
Exons: 2
Coding region: 48-1310 (420 amino acids)
Biological process (GO): signal transduction
Molecular function (GO): G-protein beta-subunit binding; GTP binding; GTPase activity
Source: RefSeq, a predicted model, not a curated record
CCCCCUCCUGUCAAUCAGCAUGAGGCAGAUGAGUCACCGGGUGGAGGAUGGACUAUAUAAAGACAACUGGCAUCAUCCACAGCGCUGGAGACAAGCUUAGUGGUCCUAUGAAAAGUCACAUCGCAGAUUCUGCCCACUUUGUUGCGUGGAGCCAAAAUCGUCCUAAAACGAUGGAGAGAGGCAGACUCUCCACGUCCAUCCCCGUUGAGCGCCAGCUAAGCUGUUCCACCACUGAUGACCCUCAAUGUCAUGGUACUAUGGACGGGCAGUCCGCCGGGUCCACAGGAAUCUUACUGGCUUACAAGAACGCGUCGCAACACCUGACUUCGUCGGGAAUUAAAAUGGGGUUGGGGAUACUCAAAGUGGCCUCGUCUCAGUGGAAAAGGGAAAAGAAGACGCGCUCAGAUGUAGCCGUAAAGCAACUAUCCACAGCCAACAGCUGCCAUCCCUGCAAGAGAUCCCCCCUUGAUCACCUGGCAGCUCUGGUUCUCCAGGGGGAAGCGGAGCGCCAAAUUCGGCAGGAGCGAGCACCGACCAAGCCUCAGAACUGUAAGCGCAUCGUGGUUCUCGGUGCGCCACGGGUCGGCAAGACCUCCAUCCUGAGAAGAUACCUCAGGGACGGAUUUGUGGAGGAGUACAGUCCCACCUCCGAGGAUUUCCUCAGGAAAAUGUUUCGUAUCCGUGGGGAGACGUACCAAAUUGAUGUCCUGGACGCAUCCGCGGAAAGGGAUUUCCCAGCCAAGAGGCGGCUGUCUAUCCUCACGGGUGACAUCUUUCUCUUAGUAUUCAGUUUAGAUGAACGAAGCUCUUUCGAGGAGGUUUGCGCCCUGCGAAUGGAGAUCAUUGCCGCCAAAUCCAAGCUCACCAAAUCCUCUGUGCCGGAGCAUUGCGCACAGCCACGGGUUGCCCUAGUGGUCUGCGCCAAUAAGGUGGAUAUCCUCAAGUCUGAGGGAGGAAUAUCUAAGGCAGAGGUUCUACGGGUCCUCGGAGAUGACUGUGCCUAUUUUGAAACAUCUGCAAAGGAAAGCACGAAUUUAGAGAAAGUCUUCGAAACUUUGGCAAAGCUCGGCGGGCUUCCGACUGAAACUGGCCCGUCUCUGCAUCGCAGACUCUCCAUCCGAUCCUACCAAUCGAUGUGGGCAGGCCGUAUGCCUGCGAAGGGCUGUCAGGCCGCGGGACGCGAGGAGGCCUGCGGUGCCCUGUACCCGCUGGUCCGUCGGCCAAGUUUCAGCACGGAUCUCCGACAUGUUAUCGGCUCACAUACCGCAAGAAAUCCGGGCAAAGGGUUGGAAAAAUGUCAGAUUCAGUGAGACAAAACAAGGAUAUGUACAUAAUAUAAUGCAGUGGCAUUGUCUAAUUCAAUUUACAGAUGUUUUCCAAUUAAAAUAUGCUUGCUUACUUGUAUAUAUGUAUGAAUGUGUCUUUAUUUUUUAUACAGCCAUCUAUCCAGUGCAUGCAGUGUGUUUGUACCUCUUCCACUGUGAAACGUGAGAGGAUGUUUAAUCAGGAACAUUAUUAUUGUAGCCAUAACUGUUGUAUAACCUAAAAUAAUAUAUAUUAGUGAUCAACUCCUCAAUCAGAUUAGGUUUUCAGUUGGAAAUCUGAAGUUACACCUUCUAAAACAGCCUCUCAGGCCUGUCACUCAAUGCCGGCUCACACUUGAUUUUGUGAUGUUUGUUGCUACUAUUCAUUUUAACAGCUUAGUGUUGGUAACAAUGACACCUUAGUAGUCAACAAGCAACGCUUGUCACUUUAUAUCUCACAUGAUCUACGGCAUUUGUAAAAAAGCAAUUUAAAAUGACACAAUGUAAAGUCACAUUUGGCAGCCUCAUAAAAAAUCACCUGACGACCUGUCAUCUUUUAUUCCAUUUUACGAUGACAUUGAAAGUUGCAUAUCUGCUUCUCACUUGUCCUCCAAGAAAACAUUUACUCUAUUGUAGAUCUCACUAAAAAGAAAAUAAUGUAUUGUUGAAAUUGUUGUAAAUUUAAUUCAAUUGAAUAUCAUUGGGCAGGUUUACCACCGGUAAUUAUUGUUAUUUAACUCUUCCAUCUCAAAAAUACUUUAAACAGAAGUAAUAAUCAGAGAAAGAACUCUGUAUUUUGAUGGCCGACGUUAGCUAUAGCCACACUUUACUGCAACUGCUCAAAACAUCAUUUGAUUGUGUCUAAUUAAUUAGAAGGAUAAAUGCAUGUGCAGUGAUGUCUGUGCAGAUAGACGGAAACCAAGUUACCCAAGUUCAAAGUCAGCAGUAAAUCCAUAGGAAACAUACUAUAAAGUAAGAUAAUUAUCUUGCAUUGAUAUUCUUGUAAUAUAAGAAAAUAAUGUAUAAUCAGACACAUUUUAUCCUAACAUACUGUAUAUCAUCUACGCUGUUCUGCAUACAUUGUCAUUUUCACUUCUCACAUUGCAAGGAUAAAUACUUUUGGGAUGAAGAUGAGAAAUGUAUUCAACAUAUAAUGGUUGUAAAAUAUGAGAAAGAGUCGCCGUUGGUGUGAAUUUCCACAAAUCAAAGAGUAAGAUGAUGUAGCAAUAUUAACUGCUUGUCUGUUUGAGUUGUUAAAAAGAGUUCAUGUUAUGCUUCUUGUUCUCUAUGUCUGUGCAGACUAAACUUUGCUUUCAUACUGUUGGAAGUUCCAAAAACUUUAUUGCACGUGCAGUGACACUUGAGGCCCUUUUUAUUUGAUCCCUGCACACACAA